This is a messenger RNA of Loa loa (African eye worm), 715 nucleotides long. RefSeq lists its product as hypothetical. Lineage: Eukaryota; Metazoa; Nematoda; Chromadorea; Rhabditida; Onchocercidae. The record is from RefSeq and is a predicted model, not a curated record. The coding region runs from base 1 to 678 and encodes 225 amino acids. The transcript has 6 exons. Gene Ontology annotation, biological process: regulation of transcription by RNA polymerase II.
AUGCCAUUACCUUUGCGCUUCUUUCGCAGUUUUGUCAAUUGUCAUUAUAUGGCGCAACAGAUGGCAAAACUUGGUAGUCAAAAUAAAUCACAAGAAUUAUCGUCAAAAUAUUCCAUAUCUCAAAAUAAAACCACUAAAGCUUCAUUGAAAAACGACGCCGACAGCCAAAACAAAACAAGAUCGAAUGUAAUGGAGACCGAAUUGGCAUUGGGUGGACGUAUGACACCGGUGGAAAUGUUGAAUAGUCUUGGAUUAGAAGGGUCGUUGACAGCAACGUAUAAUGAUAAUCGAUCCAUACUGGAACUAUUACCCGGAACAAUACAACCAACUAGAAAUUUGAUAAUCAGACCUGGUAAACAUAUCGAUUGUGAAAAGGUCGAGAGCUCGCCGGCUGGUGAGACCGUUGUUGCCGCGAGUGGAACUGGUGCUAGUACACCGAUUAUUGCCAUUGAUGGUAAAAUUGAGCAGGCAAUGGACUUGGUGAAAACUCAUCUGAUGUUUGCCGUACGUGAGGAAGUUGAUGUUCUAAGGGCAAAAAUCAUGGAAUUGGAGGCUACCAUUUUGCAAUUAGAAACUGAGAAUGCAAUUCUUCGUGAACAUGUACCGGUGGAAAUUUUGAAUAAAUUAAGUUUGCAAUCGACACCGCCGAAUUCGAGUACAACAACAACUGCUGUUUGAAUGCCGAAUAGUUUGAAUUUUUUUCAUCAUUUGACCU